This is a messenger RNA of Phanerochaete carnosa HHB-10118-sp, 1989 nucleotides long. RefSeq lists its product as uncharacterized. Bases 1 to 1989 code for a protein of 662 amino acids. Gene Ontology annotation, cellular component: extracellular region. Gene Ontology annotation, biological process: sphingosine biosynthetic process; long-chain fatty acid biosynthetic process; ceramide catabolic process. Gene Ontology annotation, molecular function: N-acylsphingosine amidohydrolase activity. NCBI's taxonomy places the organism in Eukaryota, Fungi, Basidiomycota, Agaricomycetes, Polyporales, Phanerochaetaceae. The record is from RefSeq and is a predicted model, not a curated record. The transcript is spliced from 19 exons.
AUGAUGGGUUACGCGUAUCUCCCACAGACAGAUACAGGCUUGCACAUGCGACAACGAGCCCGUGCUUGGGUAAUUGCAGAUCAAUCCAGCCCAUCUGACCGCUUCGUUUAUAUCAACGCUGACAUUGCGAUGGGUGAUACAGGCAUUCGGAGGUCCGUCGUCAAACAGCUGUCCGAGAUGUACCCGGGCUUGUACAACAAUGAGAAUAUUGCACUGGGAUCGACUCAUCAGCAUAGCGGCGUCGGCGGAUACCUCGAGAACCUAUUACCCCAGAUUACAUCUAAGGGGUAUGUCAAGGAGACGGCAGACGCUAUUGUGACUGGAACCGUGCUUGCGGUUAAGCGCGCUCAUGAAAGCCUGCAACCUGGACAGCUUGCACUCGGAAAUACGACUGUGCUGGGAGCCAAUAUCAACCGUUCCCCGAGCGCGUACUUGGCAAACCCUGCGGAGGAGCGAGCUAGGUACAAAUAUGACCAGGACAAAGAGCUCACACUUCUACGAUUUGACGACACCAACGGCAAUCCCCGGGGAUUUCUAAGCUUCUUCCCUGUACAUGGGACAAGCCUUUACGAGAAUAAUACCCUUGUCAGCGGUGACAAUAAGGGCAUGGCUGCCUACCUGUAUGAAGCUAUGAUGGAACCACAUGCAAUGCCCGGAAAUAAUACUUUCGUGGCCGGUUUCACCCAAGCGAACGUAGGUGAUACGAGUCCAAACACUGAGGGUGCUUUCUGCGAAAGCCCCGGCCAGCCAUGGGAUGGCAUGCCCUGUCAAUUUGAUCAUUCGACGUGUGGUAACAAGACGGAAGAUUGCCAUGGACGCGGGCCUGGGUUCCGGAUCUCGGAUUUCGAAUCCAACAAGAUAAUCGCCCAGCGACAGGUCGAUGGUGCCAAGAAACUGAUGAGCAGAAACCUACGUCCUGUCUCUGGUUCUGUGGCAUACGUGCACACAUAUUUGGACAUGCGCUAUCACUCAUUUCAGUUACCGAAUGGCACCACAGUCCAGACUUGUCCUCCGGCAAUGGGUUACUCCUUCGCUGGUGGAACGACCGAUGGACCCGGGGCCUUCGAUUUUAUCCAAGGAGACAAUUCAUCCGACCCUCAGAAUCCGUUCUGGCAGAUCGUCAAAGGUGCUAUAACCCCAUACCCACUAACUGAACAGAUAACGUGCCAGUUUCCAAAGCCUAUCCUUUUGAACACUGGAUACGCAGAACUGCCGUACCCGUGGUCACCCCACACCGUCGAUAUCCAGCUCCUCCGCGCCGGCAACCUCGUCAUCGCUGUGAUUCCGGGAGAAUUGACUACCAUGUCUGGGCGUCGUCUCCGUGAGGCGGUCCGUGACCGGUUGAUCUCUUCGGGUAUCCUGGGCAACGAUGCUUACGUCGUUAUCGCCGGUCCUGCAAAUACAUACGGGCACUACGUCGCGACCAAGGAGGAGUACGCUAUGCAACGCUAUGAGGGAGCAUCUACCAUCUUUGGUCAAUACACCCUGGAUGCGUACAUCGACAAGUAUACUGAUCUCGUCCGGUUCCUCGAUCCUGACGUUGUUGGCACUCCCGAGUCUGACGACGCCCCGAAGGACCUGACCGGCGAAGGGAUUACUUUUCGGAUCGGAGUUGUUGUUGAUCACGCCCCGUUGGGCAAGCAGUUUGGCGACGUCUUGACAGAUGUGCUCACGAAUGUACCGUAUCAUGCCGGCGAUACUGUGUCCGCUCGUUUCAACAAUUUUAGGCUGGAAGAAACGUUCCUCACCGUAGACCAGCUUAUGAACGGGCAGUGGGCUCCCGUGAGAUCGGAUUCGCACCCUUCAACACUGUACCAGUGGCUUAGGACUAGCUCAAUUUUCGGGGAGAGCGCGGUCAAUAUAUCCUGGACAAUCGAAGAUAUGACUGCUUCCGGGACAUACCGUUUGACCUACUUUGGCGACUCCAAAUCGCUUGGAGGCUCUAUCACACCCUUCAUCGGCCACUCGUCGAGCUUCACUGUCUCAUGA